Orbicella faveolata is the source of this 2331-nucleotide messenger RNA. RefSeq names its product protein toll-like. Lineage: Eukaryota; Metazoa; Cnidaria; Anthozoa; Scleractinia; Merulinidae. The record is from RefSeq and is a predicted model, not a curated record.
GCAACAACAUUGCAAAAAUUGAGGACAACCCUUUCCCAAAAGAUUCUGCUUUGCAAGAGCUUUACUUCGGCAAGAACAGCCUGUCUUCCUUUCCUCCAUGGAUAUUUUUAUUGACAAAAAUUAAAUUAAUCGAUUUAUCGUUUAAUCAGUUAACGUUUGAAAAUCUUGACAAGGCGUUAGAUGAAUAUCCCAUACCGCUGAAUGACCCGAUUAAAAGCGGGAAACAGCUGAUAGUUCUCGAUUUGUCCAACAACAACAUCACCAAAUUAGUAGAUUACGAUGGACUGAACAGGAUAAAACAGGACGAGGAAAUCUCUCCUGUGCAGCCACCUCAAGCCAAAUAUACUUAUCUCUGGAAAGCAUACCUAAUCAAUUUGAGUGGAAAUCCGUUAGCUUGUGACUGCAUCAUGUCUGCUGUGGCACAAGAAAUUGAAAAAAUAUCGCAAAAAUAUCCUUUGAUAGAACCAUGGUUUAAAACCUGGCGAUGUCAUUGGCCACUCGAGCUAAAGGACAAAUCGAUUAAUAAGAGAAGAUCAAUGGGUGCGGAGAGAGACUGAGCUUGAAGAUCGCAAUUGCCCCACAGAAUGCACCUGCCGGAAACGCUGCUCCAAUGGAAUAAUAGUCGUUAAUUGCGCGGGAAAAAAUCUUGCAGAAGUACCAAACUUAAUGCCACGAGGUCUUAUUGAAUUGAACUUGAUGAGCAAUGACAUCCGGGAUAUUCCAGCAUUUCCUUAUUUGGAAAACGUGACUGUUCUGAAAAUGACAAACAACAAAGUUGAGCGGCUGAAGGCCUCCACUGUGGAGAAAUUAAAACGUGUCGAGAUUCUGCUCAUUGAUGCUAAUAACCUGACAACUCUACCCAGGGAAAUUGAAUCUCUGAAUUUUACAACGUUGGCGUUGGAGCAAAACUUGUUUAAAUGCGACUGUACGACUAAAUGGAUGAAGCACUGGCUGGUGAAGAAUAGACGUCGAAUACGAAACAUCGAAAAGGUGUUUUGUAACUCGGAGCAUGCUCUUGGCCGAGCAAUUUACAGUUUACCGGACGACGAGUUCAUCUGUGCUACCAUUAAGGAAAAGAACACAGGAAAGACAGUACCUAUAGGAACCAUAGCUGCCUGUACCCUUGGUGGUCUGCUAGCUUUAAUACUGAUUGUUGGUAUUGUUUUGUACAAAUAUUAUAGAGAAGUCAAAGUCUUCAUGUACACCCACUUCAACUGGCACCCGUUUGAUCGCAUUGAUGACUCGGAUCCAAAUAAGAUAUACGACGCCUUUAUAUCGUUCAGCGGGAAUGACUUCGACUGGGUGAAGACCACGUUACAAGAACGACUAGAAAAUCACGACCCCCCUUAUAAACUAUGCUUUCACCACCGCGACUUUCCAGUUGGCGAGCCAAUCGUGGAAAACAUUUUCAAAAGCGUGGAUCAAAGUAAACGCAUGUUAGUGGUGCUGUCUUCCAGCUACGCAAAGAGCGAUUGGUGUUUGAUGGAGUUUCGUGAAGCUCAUCGAAAAGUGUUAGAAGAUCGCAUGAAAUACCUGAUAGUUAUUCUGUUUGAUGAUGUGGACACGACAGAGCUGGAUGAGGAAUUUAAGUUGUACCUGCGAACCAACACGUAUUUGAGCGUUAGCGACAAGGGGUUCUGGCAAAAGCUGUAUUACGCGUUGCCCCUUCCUUCGUCGACGGAAUCAGUUGAGGAUAGAAGUUUCGAAAGCGUUGCUUUAAGCGGGAACAUUGAUAGCUCUGCAGAAACAAGAGGCGCUGGAGAUGGCUCAAAACACAGCGGACACCAUAGUACUUGUUGAACAGUAGAGCCGUCGCAUAUGCGUAAUCGCGGUGGACAAACCGAAAAGCCAAACUGAAGAGAAAAUAGCGGCACUGAAAUUAAGCAUUCGAAGAACAAUAGAAAAGAGUAACUGCUUGUGUGAUUCAUAUUUCUUGAGGCGUAAGUGACUUUGAUUCAAAGGCCCUCUGGGCUGCCUCGUGUUACUUGUUGUAGAGUUUCACUGGACAUGUGGCCGCAUUUGCCUAUCAAGAAUUGGGCUAGUUUGCAAGAACCUUUUUCUGUAAUGGAAGCGUAACCCUAGAUAAAGUAAAGGCAGAGCGCAUUUUCACUUCCGGUAUUUUUACAAGUAUUUAACCAUUAUUCGCCAAAGGCGAAGUGAACAUUGGUGAAUAUUCACCCAGACGAAGUCUUGGUGAAUAUUCAGCAAAGUUCACUGAGCCUGAGGCGAAUAAUUGUUUUAGUAUAAUUAUUAGACGUGAAUAUUAAGGACUACGAAAUAACGGACUAAAAUAUAAAAGUACAGACGCAAUUGUUGGUGUGCAUACACGUA